AUGGGACCCCAAGACAUGACCUACGCCGUUAUUCUUCAGGUUCUCGAUCCAAAAUCGUUGCGUUGCCGACUGCUCCAUGGCCAAUGUCCAUCCCAGAUCGAAUAUGGGGUGCAGUGGCCCACGACUUCCAAAGGAGCAACGGCUCGUCAAUCCUGUCCGGGCACACAAACGGGCUUGGCGACUCGGACGUGCGAUGGCAUGGGGCGAUGGCUCGGAGUAAAUACCUUCAACUGUACCCGGCCAGAGUACGGUAUUAUGGUGUCCAAGUACGACGUUCUGACCUCUGGCGAACUACUAGUGAUGCUUUACAAUGCGACCCGGGGAUCCGAACCGAUAGAUGGUCGCAAUCUCGACAUCGCCCGAACCGCUCUGCAUAGGAUUCUGGAUACAGAGCUGAGGCUUGAUCAAUUCGAACGAAACCAUCUGAAGGACUUGUGGUUCACGGAGUCGCUAGCACUUGCUGCUGGGAAGCUGGCUGCUCACGAAUCUCCCGAAGGUUAUCUGGCCACCGUCAAAAAGCUCACGGAUUACGGAGAGGCCGUAUUCAACGUCCAUCAGCAGAUGCCUUAUCUACAGCCGUUUCAAUUCUCUUCAGACCAUAUAGUGUUCUCCAUGGACGUACUCGAUUUCUCAAACACUCUACCUAAGUACAACAACUUCAUCGAUCACCGCCCGGAAGGCUUUCCUAUGGUUUUCAUUCACGUGAAGAAUGCUACUCGGGUAUUCUACAGUAUACUAGCCCAUCCACGCUGUACCCACUGCGAAACACCUUUGGUGACUGUGUACGCGAACAGUAGCGAACCAAUCCGAGUGGAAUUUGAACUGGAUGAGCGGACUGGUUGGCGAUAUCCAGAAUGCGUCCACCUGGACGCUCAACACACUUCAUGGUCGACCCACCACGCUCAGUUGGUCGCACUAAACCUGACGCAUGCAGUCUGUGAAUUCGAAUCAAGUGGAGUGUUUACGGUGUUUGCCAAAAGCGAAACGGGCACCUUUAUGAGAAUUUCUCAUUCGGCGUCACUGGCCGCUCCAGUAAUGGCUGUAGCUGCUCUGCUGUUCUGCUUGAUAGCCAUGGUAUUGACCCUUUCAAGGAGGAGUACGACUGCUCGACUUGUUCGUGUCGGAUUCAUCAUAACCUUUGUAUUAAACGCCACUAACCUGUACUUUUUGAAUAGAGCCGCUGUAAAUCAGACGUUCUGCCCAGUCCGAAACGCUGUCCUUUCCUUCUGUUCAUGCGCUCCAUUUGCAUGGCUCUUUCUUUACUCACUUCACCUCUACCGUAUGCUGUCAGAAGGAUCGACCAAGUCCAGCAGUUUGUCGCUUUGUCUUCUUCUGGGCGUCGUCCUACCUGGUCUAGUGUCCUGUGGUACUUUCGUUGUUGCUACUCAAUGCUCAAUCGAUCCAGAGUACUGGUUAUUCUGGAUGAUCUUCCUGCCGAUUGGGUUGAUGCUUCUGCUCUCUUUCUAUGCCUCAGCGACUGCUCUAUUGGUCUCGCUAAACAAGCAGUUCGACGUCGUAGUCGUGAAGUUCCAUCUAAGACGAGCUCUCGGCCAGCUUUUCAUUCUCGUAGUGCUCGCUGACACUGCUGCAUACCGUGAUGGGUGUUAUUUGGCCACUUUUCCACAUAUCUUAUCCUUUGAAGAUCGAGAUCGGACCGAUAGUCGUGAAAAGGAGAACCCCGUUGCAAAUGCCAUUCUUUCACCGGCCGACAAGAUUCUCAGCGAUGGUCUUGGCCAUGUUUAUGGUGAGGAUUUAUGGCGCUUACUCAUUGCUUUCAGCGUAUUGUAA
Haemonchus placei is the source of this 1788-nucleotide messenger RNA. Lineage: Eukaryota; Metazoa; Nematoda; Chromadorea; Rhabditida; Trichostrongylidae. The record is from the annotation of a GenBank genome assembly.